Messenger RNA from Notechis scutatus (mainland tiger snake), 4987 nucleotides. The record is from RefSeq and is a predicted model, not a curated record. Lineage: Eukaryota; Metazoa; Chordata; Lepidosauria; Squamata; Elapidae.
UUUCCGCGUAGCCUGGUAACCUAGGCAACCGCAAACAGGUUUCUCCCUCCCCCCCCAUCGAAAACUCCGGUACUCGAUUACCAGGCCUUUCUCUUAAUUCCUCUCAGCUCUUCCUCUCUGGUUUGGAUAACGGUUUGAGGAAGAUGGGGGAGCUUUACUUGGUAUAUUCUGAACUGCCGGGGUAGAGCCAAACUAUUGAACAAAGCUUGUUUGGAAGCGAACGUGGAAAAAAAAACCUGUCAAAUGAAUAAAUAAAUAAAAUUUUUGGAAUGACGCACCGCGCGAGCAACGCGGUGGAGCACGCGCAGGAGGGGGCUCAUUGGGCCGCGGGUCGAGUGACGGGGGAAAAAAAAGACGACGUUAUCCUGGCACUGCGCAAGCGCACUUGGGGACGAAAGCGCGAAGCAAGCCUCUCCCCACCUCCAGCGGCCCGUCGGCGUCGCCUGCACGCGCGCGCAUGCGCCCCGUCAAGGCGACCCGGGUGCCUUCCUCCUGCUGCCCGCUUCUAUGGAAGAAGCCUGUUGCCCGUUUGCUCCGCGGCCGCCGUCGGGGAAGAAGGAAGCGAGAGGCGGAGCGCCAGGAAAAUGCCGGGAAAGCUGAAGGUCAAGAUCGUGGCGGGGCGGCACCUGCCUGUCAUGGACCGAGCCAGUGACUUGACGGACGCCUUCGUGGAGGUAAAGUUCGGAAACACUACAUUUAAGACAGAUGUCUAUCCCAAAUCUCUCAAUCCUCAGUGGAACUCAGAGUGGUUUAAAUUUGAGGUGGAUGAUGAAGAUUUGCAAGAUGAGCCUCUACAGAUAACUGUCCUCGAUCAUGAUACUUACAGUGCUAAUGACGCUAUUGGAAAAGUUUAUAUUGAUAUCGAUCCUCUUCUCUACAGUGAAGCAGCUACAGUUAUUUCUGGCUGGUUUCCAAUUUACGACACCAUACAUGGCAUACGUGGGGAGAUCAAUGUGAUGGUGAAGGUGGACCUUUUUAAUGAUUUAAAUCGUUUUAGACAAUCGUCAUGUGGAAUAAAAUUUUUCUGCACUACGUCUAUUCCGAGGUGCUAUAAAGCUGUAAUUAUUCAUGGAUUUGUAGAAGAACUUGUAGUUAAUGAAGAUCCUGAAUAUCAAUGGAUAGACCGAAUCCGUACCCCGAGAGCAUCAAAUGAAGCCAGGCAAAGACUUAUUUCAUUAAUGUCAGGGGAGCUGCAAAGGAAGAUUGGUCUGAAGGUACUUGAAAUGAGAGGAAAUGCAGUGGUUGGCUACUUGCAGUGUUUUGAUCUGGAGGGAGAAUCUGGCCUAGUAGUGCGAGCCAUUGGAACAGCCUGUACCUUGGACAAAUUAAGUAACACACCUGUAUUCUUACCUGCAUGUAAUUCCCCAUCCAAGGAGAUAAAGGAGAUUCCUUUCAAUGAAGAUCCCAACCCCAAUCCUCAUUCAUCAGGACCCUCCACCCCUCUGAAAAACCAAAUCUAUUCCUUUUCACCUUCCAAGUCCUACAGUCGACAGUCCUCCUCUUCUGACACAGAUUUGAGUUUGACACCCAAAACUGGAAUGGGAAGUGGUAGUGCUGGAAAAGAAGGGGGGCCUUUAAAAGCUCUGUUAAGACAACAAACUCAAUCAGCUCUGGAGCAAAGGGAAUUUCCUUUUUUUACUUUGACGACGUUUCCUCCAGGCUUCCUUCUCCACGUUGGUGGAGUCGUCAGCGCCCGCUCUGUGAAACUCUUGGAUCGUAUCCACAAUCCAGAUGACCCGGAAACACGGGAUGCCUGGUGGGCAGAAGUUCGUCAAGAAAUCAAAUCCCAUGCGAAAGCAUUGGGAUGCCACGCUGUCGUGGGCUACAGUGAAUCAACUAGCAUUUGCAACCAACCCUGUUUGGAAAGUUGGCGUCUGAAAGGCAAUUUUAGACUUGUCAACAUUUUGUCUCUUAGGCUAGAGGAAUCCCUACCUCCCGGUUGUGGCUUCUGCCACAUCCCUUAUGAUGAACUGAACAUGCCAUUCCCAGCUCGCCUUGCUUACUGCUGCAGCUGCAGGAAGCAGAAAGUGCCCGAUGUUCUUUUCACGACCAUAGACCUGCCUGUGGACGCAGUGGUGUUUGGGAAAGGAUGCCUCAUCCAAGCCAGGCUAUGUAGGCUGAAAAAGAAAGCCCAAGCCGAAGCCAACGCAACCUGCAUCAGUAACCUGCUGCCAUUUAUGGAGUAUGAAGUACACACUCAGUUGAUGAAUAAGCUGAAGCUGAGAGGGAUGAAUGCCCUCUUUGGCCUACGGAUACAGAUCACGGUGGGAGAAACGAUGUUGAUGGGUCUGGCAUCUGCUACAGGGGUUUACCUGGCUGCUUUACCUACUCCUGGUGGUAUUCAGAUUGCGGGAAAAACUCCCAGUGAUGCCACUUAUGAACAGCAUAUAUCUCAUGUGCAGAAGAAAAUCAAUGACACAAUCACCAGAAACAAAGAGCUGUAUGAGAUUAACCCUCCGGAGACAUCUGAAGAAAUUGUAGGUUCUCCCAUUCCAGAACCAAGACACCGGACCAGGUUGCUAAGAUCUCAGUCUGAAAGCUCUGAUGAAAUUGCAGAAUUGGAUCUCUCUCAUGGCAAGAAAGACGCCUUUGUGUUGGAGAUUGAUGAUACAGACGCAAUGGAAGACGUUCAUUCUUUGUUGACAGAUAUCCCUCCACCCUCAGGCUUUUAUAGCUGCAAUACAGAAAUUAUGCCUGGAAUAAACAAUUGGACUUCUGACAUACAGAUGUUUACGUCUGUAAGAGUCUCCAGACUUAGCAAUAUUACCCUCACAAACCAAACUCUGAACAAGACCUUUAAUGAUCUCUGUGAGAAUCUAUUAAAGAGCCUUUAUUUUAAACUCCGUUCGAUGAUCCCUUGUUGCCUGUGCCACGUCAACUUUACUGUUGCACUUCCAGAAGAUGAAUUAGUUCAGAUUACUGUUACAGCUGUUGCAAUAACCUUUGACAAACACCAGGCUUUGCAAACAGCUAAAACUGUAGAAAAAAACCUACAAAGAGCUUCCACAGACAAUGAAGAACAGCUGCAAUUUCCAUUGGAGCUUUCUUCCGAUCCUCACAUGCCUCAGCAGUUCUCACCAGCUAAAGAGGACCUGGAGAAUGCAAGUUCCCACGCAGGUAUACCAGCUGGUCAAAGAGCCACUUCAGUUGAUUACAGUUCCUUUGCAGACAGAUGCAACAGCUGGAUAGAAUUCAUUAAACUGAAAGCUCACACCAUAAGGCGUGGAUCAAUUAAGACAACCAUCUCCUUCGACAAGCCAAGUCCACUGACCGAAGGACAGUGCCGUAACCGUCUGGGACCCAUGGGAAUGAACUCCACUGUGCCAGUUGUGAAGAUGACACCGCUUUCUUUCAUCCCGGGGGCAAAAAUAACGAAAUACCUUGGAAUCAUCAACAUGUUCUUUAUACGAGAAACCACUUCUCUGCGAGAGGAAGGUGGUGUGAGUGGCUUCCUGCAUGCAUUUGUUGCUGAAGUGUUUGCGAUGGUCCGAGCUCACGUGGCAGCCCUUGGGGGAAAUGCUGUAGUCUCCUACAUCAUGAAGCAGUGUGUGUUUAUGGAGAACCCAAACAAAAACCAGGCCCAGUGUCUAAUAAAUGUCAGUGGAGAUGCAGUUAUUUUUAUUCGUGAAUCUGAACUGGAUGGGGUGCCAGCCCAGGUUUCUGCUACUGGUUCCACAAAAGAAACAACAUGAAGAACGGAGAUGAUUUUAUUCAUGUGACCAUAUUUCCAGAGGCUCCGGUGGCCAGGUUUUGUUUUUCACGCUCCGUAUAUGAAGAAUAGUUCCAUUUUGAACCAGCUUAAAACAGCUUUCCCAUUUUAUAAGAUCCAAGAAAGCACCCCAGAGCUCUCUGGACAGAUGAAAGGACAUCUGUCAGAAGAAAAAACUGACCAUCUAUUGUUCUUCAGGGUCCUCAGGAUAUUGCCCUGCAUAUCUUAGAAGCACUCUGAGAUGAAGACGUUGCUAAUUCUUUGAUAAAGCAGGGAGAGAUAUUUAUAUUGAAACUGGAAUAACUGGGAAAACUAAAUCCACGUUUUCCACAAAAGAAGAAAAUGGCAUUAAUAUUGCCAGAUGUUCAUCCUGCACAGAGAAUUUACCUGUUGGAAUAAGCAAGAAUAAUAAGCAUCCUAAACUGGAUUUUGUGGCAUGAUUGUUUCUUUGUUCUCAUAUUAGUAAACUAUAGACUUUUUUAAUUGUAAUUUUUUUUUAAAAAAAUUGCAGUAUUAAUUACGAUGAACAAGCCAAUGCACAUAUGAUUGCUAUAGCCUGUUUUUGGAACAACAGGAUGCAGGAACAAUAUUUCUCAAGGCACUCAAAUCCCAGCUGCGUUGGAAGAAAAGAUCAGGAUUUCUGAUCUUGUUGAGUUGUAAAUGCUACCAAAAUGGAGAAAUCACAGAUGCCACUGCCCUUCAAUAAACAGCCCUCAGCUUUGAUACUCCAGGCAGGGAUUGUGGUAAAUAAAACUAGAAUGUUCCGAUAACCCUGGAUGGAUGUGAUAACAAGAAUCCAAGAAAUUGCUGAGAGUGAUUUCAUCCGUAAAUUGGAAAGGUAGAAGGGAAUUUUGCAUCCAGCCAUAGAUGUUUUGGGUGGUGAUAGAGGAAGAGUCACAUAACAUAAACAGAGGCCACUUAAAAAUGGUUUCCUUGUUCAGUUUCAACUGGUGGAGCGUUGACAGAAUAUCCAUCAAACAUUCUCCAGAUUUUCAUCCUCCCUCACCAAACAUAUUCUUGCGUUAAGAAGAGGCAAGCUGAAAUCUUCCAGUGGCUUCCAAUAUGGAACUUGAAGUACAUAAUGUAAACUUGAAUGUAAAUACAUGAGAAUUUAUUGGAUUGAAGUGCAGAAACUUCUAGAUUAUUUGUCCAAUUCAGAUAUUUCUUUGCAAAGAGAGUGGUGAAUGUCACAUUCCUAUGUACAUAAUAAAGCCUCUUUAUAUAAAUGUCUGAUUUGAUGCUGUGGACAGAUAUUGAGGGGGGGAAUCACAUGAUGAC